Molecule: messenger RNA, 1787 nt
Organism: Perca flavescens (yellow perch)
Lineage: Eukaryota; Metazoa; Chordata; Actinopteri; Perciformes; Percidae
Gene: otc
Product: ornithine transcarbamylase
Exons: 10
Coding region: 171-1241 (356 amino acids)
Biological process (GO): L-citrulline biosynthetic process
Cellular component (GO): mitochondrion
Molecular function (GO): amino acid binding; ornithine carbamoyltransferase activity
Source: RefSeq, a predicted model, not a curated record
ACGUCAGUGGUAGCCACGCUGCCGGUUGGCUACUAGCUCUGGCUGCAUGUAAACCUGAUGUAAACCCAUAUACUGUCUAUGUGUAAACCCCGGGACAGGCAGUGAAUGAAAGAUAACUGAAGAAAUAUUCCCACAACAUCACACUUCCAUUUUUUUUUCCUUGAGCUGCAAUGUCUACUAAAUUAUUUUCUAUAAACAACACCGUUUUCAAAUGUUUGAAAACUCUCCAAGACCGCUCGGCUCGAGGGUUUAGCAUUGGAGCUGCUUCCCUUGGCUCAGUAAAUUUAAAGGGUCGCAGCUGUCUCACUCUGAAAGACUUCAGCUCAGAGGAAAUCAAGAGGCUGUUGUGGGUGUCAGGGGAUCUGAAACUUCGGAUCAAGCAGGAAAAACAGUAUCUUCCUCUUCUGCAAGGAAAGUCGAUUGCUAUGAUAUUUGAGAAGAGGAGCACCAGAACAAGAAUGUCCACAGAAACAGGUUUUGCUUUGCUGGGUGGGCACCCCUGUUUCCUCACCUCUCAGGACAUCCACCUGGGAGUGAAUGAGAGUGGCACAGACACAGCAAGGGUUCUCUCAGGACUCUGCGAUAUUGUCUUGGCACGAGUGUAUAGCCAUUCCACGCUGGAGGAGCUGGAUAAGGAGGCCUCCAUCCCCAUCAUUAACGGUCUGUCUGACCUCUACCACCCGAUCCAGAUUCUAGCUGACUUCCUCACCUUACAGGAGCAUUAUGGGUCCCUUAGUGGACUAACAGUGAGCUGGAUUGGAGAUGGAAACAACGUCCUCCACUCUUUCAUGAUGACUGCAGCUAAAUUGGGAGUUCAUCUUAAGAUUGCUACACCAAAGGGCUAUGAGCCAGAAAAGAGUGUUAUACAAGAAGCACAAAGACUCUCCAAAGAGCAUGGUACCCAGCUUGUUCUGACCUCUGACCCGAUGGAGGCCGCCCACGGCAGCAAUGUUUUGGUCACUGACACCUGGGUCAGCAUGGGACAAGAGGAGGAGAAGAAAAAGAGGCUCAAAGACUUUAAAGGUUACCAGAUUACAUUGCAGACAGGAAGUGUGGCCAAACCAGACUGGACCUUCCUGCAUUGUCUCCCCCGGAAAAUGGAGGAGGUGGAUGACCAGGUAUUCUACUCACCCCGCUCCCUUGUCUUCCCAGAGGCAGAGAACAGAAAGUGGACAAUUAUGGGUCUGAUGGUGUCUCUUCUGACUGACUACACUCCACAGAUCCCCAUGCUCAAGUUUUAACUUCAGGUCAUAAGGCGCAGUUUUACAUGUGUGUCGUGACGUAUGACAGUCUUACUGCAGGUGUCUCUGCAUUGUUCAAUUUCAAGUUCAAUCAUUGAUAGCACUAUCACAACACUAGAUGGAUUACCCAAAAGUAAUUGUUUACAUUGUUUAAUUCACGUUCUGAUUUAGAGCAUGGAUGGCCUUGUUUUCCUUGUCUCACUGUUCACAUUCUACAUUUACUAAUAGAGAGCGAGGGUUGUGGCGAGCAUGAGUUUUACAGUGUAAAUGUCUUUGCUACUGAAAAGGAAAAAGAUUACUGAGCCUUUCUUCAACUUGUUUAAUGUUGUCUUGACUUCACAACAUUCUCAAAGAUAAUCGGAAACUUGAAGGAGAAAACGCAAUCAGCCCGAGCUGACCAAUUGCAUUCCUUGCAGUCUCCACAUGGUAUUUACAGUACAUAGCCGCUGUAACCACGACAUGUAGUCACGUUUUUGAGGAAAUGAACAUCGGCUGCUGUGCCAAGCCCAUUAAAUGCAUAUUUAUAAAUCCUGAUUUACUGCUAAA